Molecule: messenger RNA, 4472 nt
Organism: Oncorhynchus nerka (sockeye salmon)
Lineage: Eukaryota; Metazoa; Chordata; Actinopteri; Salmoniformes; Salmonidae
Product: NACHT, LRR and PYD domains-containing protein 12-like
Exons: 10
Coding region: 296-3259 (987 amino acids)
Biological process (GO): intracellular signal transduction
Molecular function (GO): protein binding
Source: RefSeq, a predicted model, not a curated record
ACCGUCAUGAUAUCAUAGAAGAAGAAGCAGAAGAAGACGGCUGCUUCUGUACUGCUUCCCAUUUGCGCAGUUUCAAAAACAUGACUUUAUCGAGAUGAAUUAGUGAAAUUGAAUAAGACGGAGAAAAGCAAGCAUGUCAAUGGUUGGUUGGUAGUGUGACCUCCCUGCAGGUGUCAUCACAUGAGGGACCAGCUAGCCUGUCUUACUGCGUUCUACACAGAUUCUGUCUCUGGAGAAAUUGGAGGGAGACACAAACGUUGGUAGUAACAGAUCUACCUCCUCUGAAUCCAGGGAAAUGUUUUGCCCUGGGGGGAAAAAGCGAUUGACUGAACAAAGGAAAGUUGCUGCCUCCCAUGUGGGAAAACUCCGCAGUAAGUUAAAAGCCAUCCUGAAGAAAAAGUACAAAAGUCCGCCAGGGGGGGAAACCGAGCAUCCAUUUUAUAUUCAUUGUGAUCUCCACUAUCAAGCUGGUAAAAAUAGUGAAGAGAACCAACAUGAGUAUAUUCUAUCUGAGCCAGGUUACAGGAGAAGACAUCAAGGAACAUGUUCAUUCCUAAACUCAGAUGAGCCUAUCAGAACAGCUCUGACGAAGGGCGUCGCUGGUAUUGGCAAAACUAGCCAUGUGCGAAUGAUGAUUCUUAACUGGGCAGAGGGAAAAGGAGACCAGGAAGUCCAACUCAUAUUUCCCCUUCCUUUCCGGGAGCUGAAUUUGCUGAAGGAGAGACUGAGUCUGGUUGAACUUCUUUAUGAGUUUUUCCCAGAAUUGAAAGAACCUGGAAUUUACAAAUUGGACAACUGCAGAGUUGGGUUCUUUCUUGACGGGCUGGAUGAAUUUCGACGUCCUCUCGACUUCAAGAACAGCCCGAUAGUGACCGAUCUCACAGAGCCCUCCUCCGUGCCAGCACUGCUGACAAACCUUAUUAACGGUAACCUUCUUCCCUCCGUCGCUCACAUAUGGAUUACAUCCAGACCUGCGGCAGUCCAUCGCAUCCCUCUUCAGUACAUUGACAGAGUGUCAGAAAUCGAAGGCUUCACCGACUCCCAGAAAGAGGAGUUCUUCAGGAGAGCAAUCAAUGACGAGAACCAGGCCACAGCAGUUAUCACCUACUUGCAGAACUCGAAGGCCCUCUACAACUUGUGCCAGAUACCUUUUAUCUGUUCAAUCUCAGCGUCAAUCCUCGAGAAACAGACAUAUGUACCCGACAAAACAUGCGAACCUGUCGCACUAACUCCAUUAUUUAACGACCUACUCAUCCUGUUACAAAUGGGGAACCACAAUGUAAAGAUAGUUGACGAAUUGGGGGAACUAGCCUUUAAGCAGUUGGUGAAAGGCAACACGGUUUUCUACGAGGAAGACCUACGAGAGUGCAACAUUGAUGUCGAAGUGGCAGCUGUGUACGCAAAAGUAAGCAUACCCAUCUUCAGGGAGGAUAUUGGGCUGCACCAAAAGAAGAUCUACUACUUUGGGCAUACCACCAUUCAGGAGUUCUUUGCCGCAAUGCGGUUUCUUCAAUCUUUUGGCAGCCAAGAGGAAAACCAGGCUGUCAACCGGAAAACCCAGAUUGAGAGAACUCUCUGGUUUUUUGGAGAUGCCACCCAACUCAAGAGCGCGGUGGACAUGACUUUGCGGAGCAAGACCGGACACAUGGACCUCUUCCUUCGCUUCCUCUUUGGCAUUGCUCAGAACUUUAACCAGAUGUUCUCCGAGGCUGGCUUCACACCGUCUACUGCCCUUCCGGAAAUGUUAGUGUACAUCAAGAAGAAGGUCUUGGAGAAUCCCACUUCGCCGAGGACUUUCAACCUGCUGAACUGCCUGAGGGAACUGAAAGACUACUCUCUAGACAACGAUAGUGUGCAAUUUCUCCAGACGGGAAUCCCCCCAGAUGCCAAAUAUCCACCUGCACAUUGGUCCGACCUGGCCACUCUCUUUUUGGCAUCGUUGUCUGGGUCGAUAGACAUGCUUGGGUUGGAUGUAGAGAACAGAGGAGACGAGGAACUUCUGAGGAUGCUGCCAGUGAUCAAAGCUUCCCACACCGCCACGCUGUCGUAUCACAACCUGACUGAGAAAUCCUGUGAAUGUCUGGCCUCGGCGCUCACCUCAAAGGUGUCCAAUCUGAAAACUCUGGACCUGAGUUUCAACACGCUGAAGGACUCAGGAGUGCAGCUGUUGGCGGCCGGCUUGGCCAAGCCACACUGCCGACUGGAGAGACUGAAACUGUCCGGCUGCAGGGUGAAACAGAAUGGCUUUGCAGCUCUGGCCAAAGCUCUCAAAUCCAACCCCUCGCACCUGCGAGAGCUGGAUCUGAGCGGCAACGAACCGGAAGAAUCGGGGGUGUUUCAUCUCGUUGACGGACUGAAGGUUGUUAAGUGCGAACUGCAGAUCCUGAAGCUCUCAAACUGCAAGCUGGGCCUGGAGCUUAGUCGCGCUCUGGCGGUGUUGCUGAUAGACAACCCCAGACACCUGCGAGAGCUGGACGUCAGCAUGAACGACCUGGGAGACCGGGGGGUGAAGAUGCUCAUGGACAUACUGAAGUCAACCCAGAUAUACAAACUGGAGUUGUACUGUUGUCAGCUCACUGAGAAAUGCUGUGAGAACAUGAUUAGGUGUCUGGUGAACAUCCCCAGUCUGAGGGAGCUCAACCUGAGCAACAAUAACCUGAAGGACGAGGGGGUCAAGAUGCUCUGCAAAGCCUUCGGAGUGCCUGUCUGUCAACUGGAGAAACUCAAUCUGGCGAGCUGUGGCUUCACGUCUGAAGGCUGUCGCUGUCUGGUUGGAGCGUGUAGUUUCAGCCCCACCUUCCUCAAAGAGCUGGAUAUCAGCAGGAACCACCUGGGAUCAGGUGUUGUCGUGUUUUUCCUGUUCCUCAAAAGUGUACGCUUUUCACUGGAGACCCUACGACUGAGUGACUGUAAGAUGACAGAGCUAUGCUGUCCAGAGCUGGUCGAAGCUCUCCGCUCCAGUCUCACCAUCCUGAAAGAGCUGGAUCUAUCUGGAAACGAACUGGGAGACAGCGGUGUAAAAACACUCUGCAUGGGACUGACCUCAACAACCUGUAAACUGGAGAGACUGUUUCUGAGAUGCUGUGGGAUCACAGUAAAGGGCUGCUCCUCCCUAGCCGUAGCCCUGAAGUCCAGCUGCUCCAAAAUCACAGAGCUGGGCCUGAUGGGAAACGACACGGGAGAAGAAGGACUGAGAAUUCUCUCCGGCAUUAGGGAUGACCCACACUACAAACUACAGACUCUAGAAAUAAACGAUUGAGAGUGGCCUUGCUCGCCGGAGGUGGUUCUUGGCUCGACCUCUUCCCAAAUCUGGAGUGAAGAUACGAAAAGAUUGGCUAACAAGUUAUGACAAAGUACUUUCAGCUCGACAGUAAGCACUUGACGUGCUUUGAGCCAACUGGACUUGUUCACCAACUUUUGACCAUUUGUAAAAGUGCCUUCCAGUAUCCUGGCUGCUCACACUUGAACGGAAGACCAGAGAGUAUUUACCUAGAAACAGAUAGUGAGGCUGAAAUGACACACACUGUUACUAACUCCGUUACUCUGGUCUUGCUACAGUAUCGACUCAUUUAACUUUUGCAGAAGCUUUACAGUAUUGUUUUGCACAUCGGUAUGUACAUGAUAGAAUGCAUCGCCUCUGUAACGGGCGCCUCUGCUCAAACACACGUGACCGGCCUCUUGACAACGUCUUAGCCAACUACGGUAGCGUAAAGCUAUCAGUUUGGUGGAGUGAGGUUACGUUAUAAGCGUCUCUGAGGGAUGAUGCAAUGUUUUCAUUUUAACACUGGUACAGGUCCUUGGUAGCAUAGUAUUGUUUUUCAAUUUUUAAAAAACAUUUUAUUUCUCGUUGAAAGUGCUUUUUUUUAAAUAUAUAUUAAGAUGACCAAAUGUUUCGGAAAUGUAUACAGUAGUACAACUCUUGGUUUGUUUACUAUUGUUAUGUACAUUUUACCCAAAUAUACCUAGCUACUUCUAUUGGUCAUAAUUGUGUUUUUUUAAAUGUACUAAUGGGAGGUUUUAACUUCAGAACCUUUCCAACUUUGGUCACAUGUUUCAGGUCUGGUCUCCAGAUCUGUUUGCACCUACUGCAACAGUCUGGUUGACGCUGUAUUUCAAGGUAAACAAGUGCGUUUAGAGUAGUGUGAUUGUGAGGGACACAGUUCUCUACUAUUUGUCGUCUCUGCUGGUGUGUACAGUAUGUCUGUUUGAGUGUGCUUAUAUGUGUUUGUGUGUAAAUGUAUACCAAAUUCACAGCUGUUUGACAAUCAUAUGUAUCAUGUUCACAAAUUGGUACAAUGUUACACAUUGAUGGUGUGGUCUGAUUCUCUGAUUAUGGUACAUCACCACCACCUGGUGGCGAAAAACGUGAUUUCUCCACUGGGGUUAAACUAAUGACGGAUGUGAAGCCAAUACCGGCAGCACCCACUACUGGGUCCCUAAUAAUAAACCAGACAGCAUCUUUUGCUACACGA